This is a messenger RNA of Purpureocillium lilacinum, 2439 nucleotides long. RefSeq lists its product as uncharacterized. The record is from RefSeq and is a predicted model, not a curated record. Gene Ontology annotation, cellular component: cytoplasm; nucleus. NCBI's taxonomy places the organism in Eukaryota, Fungi, Ascomycota, Sordariomycetes, Hypocreales, Ophiocordycipitaceae.
AUGUUUGUCCUGCGCAAUGUGGGCAAGCUGAUCUUCGGCUCGAGCGCCCAAGAGUCGCUCAUCGAGCUGCCCCAGGGCCAGCUGUACCUCGUUCGCCCGCUCUCGCCCAAGGGCUACUCGGAGCUCAUCUUCAAGGAUUCGGCCAUCCGCAUCCGCCGCACCAACCAAGACUUUCACUACCAGCUGGUCGUCCAGCGCGUCUUCGAGGAGGGCGAGGCCGAGCUGCUCGCCGAGGAAGAGGGUGACGACGCCGAGAUUGACGCCCUCGCCGCCGAGCGCGACGAAAAGACGUUUCUCCUCGACGAGGCGCUGCACUUUCGCGCCGAGUUCCGCGAGGGCGAGGAAAAGGUCUUGGCUUGGAGAGACCUGAGCGGCGACACGGGCGACGUCUACGAGUUUGUCUGCGACGCCCAGGUCUCGGAGUCGCAGGUCCAGCAGUUUGUGCGCGCCGCCCAGGAGUGCCAGUACGAGCGCAAGUACCGCAAGCCACACACCACCGCCGCCGACGACGACUUUGAGCAGUUUGAGUUCCACGAAGAGAACCCCAUCCCGCCCGCGAGCCCGAUCCACAGCCCGACCCUCACGCGAUCCAUCGAGUCCGUCGACGAAAUGUACAAGCAGCGGACGCCCGCCAACUCGUCGGCGAAGCGCACCGACGCUGCCGUCGUGGCUGACCCCGUCACGCCUGAGAAGCCCGCGGCCAAGGCUGCCCUGGCCACCCCAGAGGCGCCGCCGAAGCCCAUCGAGAUAUACGCCGCCGUCACCGCGGAGCUGCAUCUUUUCGAUCCGCAGCCCGGCCAUUUCGUCAUGAUGGACGAGUCGGUCAUCGCCACUGUAUCCGAGGUCGGACGGUGGGAGUACUGGCUGCAGAUUGACGGCAACGAAAAGUCGUGGCUGGGAACCCCCGUCGUCGCCGAGUUCAACCCCGUCUUCGACUUUGAGUACCUCUCCUUUGUCUUCAACCACUUCAGCAGCGACGGGUCUGCGAGGUCAUGGCUGCUUCGCUUCAAGGACCAGCCGACUCUCGAGAAGUUCCAGGAGGCGGUCAUGCAGGCGAUUUGGGAGAAGCUGAACGAGACGAAAUGGACCAAGAUCCAGGAGAAGGAGCGCGAGUACGUGCUCGACUCAUUCGCCGAUCUCAACAUGGACGACGCGCCGCCCAUCGAGGAGGAGGAGGAGGAGGAAGAGGUGGACGAGGAAGAAGACGAGGGUGUCCGCAGCGAAGAGUACGACUCGGAAGAAGAGGCAGACGAGGAGCGAAAGGAGGGCGAGGUCAACUCGCAGCUGGCUGUCGGCUACAAGCACGAUCGCUCGUUUGUGGUCCGCGGGUCCAAGAUCGGCGUCUUCUCCCACACUCCCGACAACCGCCUCAAGUUCUCCACCAACAUUUCCAAGGUCAUGACGCCCAAGGGCAAGCUCAUGAGCCCCAAGAAGGUCAUGCUCCACAGCGAAGAUCGAGACAUGAUCAUUCAGAACAACAUCGACCCCAACAAGCUCUACCGCAUGGACCUGGAGUACGGCAAGGUUGUGGACGAGUGGAACGUGCACGACGACAUCCCCGUCGUCAACUUUGCGCCGGAGAACAAGUUUGCGCAGAUGACUGGCGAGCAGACGUUCCUCGGCGUCUCCAACAACGCGCUGUACCGGGUAGACCCCCGUCUGGCCGGCAACAAGCUCGUCGAUGCGGACAUGAAGCAGUACGCGUCCAAGAACGACUUCUCCGCGCUCGCGACGACGGAAAAGGGUUACAUCGCGGUGGCCAGCAACAAGGGCGACAUCCGCCUCUUCGACCGCCUGGGCAUCCGGGCCAAGGCCCAGCUCCCCGCGCUCGGCGACCCCAUCACCGGCAUGGACGUGUCGGCCGACGGUCGCUGGAUCCUGGGCACGACCAAGAACUACCUCUUGCUCGUCGACGCCCAGCAAAAGGGCGGCAAGAACGAGGGCAAGCUCGGCUUCGAGAAGCCCUUUGCCGCCGACUCCAAGCCGCAGCCCAAGCGUCUCGCCCUCACGCCCGAGCACGUCGCGCAGUUCUACCACGAGACGGGCAAGCCCAUCUCCUUUACGCCUGCCAAGUUCAAUACGGGCGAGGGCACCGAAGAGACAAGCAUCAUCACGGCCACGGGUCCGUACAUUAUCGAGUGGAACCUGAAGCGCGUGCUGCGCGGUGUCAAGGGCGCGUACAAGAUCAAACGUUACGUCGAGGAGGUCAAGGCCGACGACUUCAAGUUUGGCUCCGACAAGAACGUCAUCGUCGCGCUGCCCAACGAGGUCAACAUGGUCGCCAAGCAGAGCCUGCGCAAGCCCACCCGCGAGAGCAUCAUCGGCGACGUCCGGCUCAGCGGCGGUGCCGGCGGUAGGAGGAGCUCCGCGCGCAUCGGCAACCUAGACAGCGGGCGCUACAAGCUCGGCAAGGACGACAUCGUCAACUCGCCGUACUGA